Botrytis fragariae is the source of this 1491-nucleotide messenger RNA. RefSeq lists its product as uncharacterized. NCBI's taxonomy places the organism in Eukaryota, Fungi, Ascomycota, Leotiomycetes, Helotiales, Sclerotiniaceae. The record is from RefSeq and is a predicted model, not a curated record. The transcript has 4 exons. The coding region runs from base 1 to 1491 and encodes 496 amino acids.
AUGUCCCAUUACUCCAAGAGCGCCCGUGAUUCCCAAUACGACAAUCCGCAGCAACAACGACAACGUCAAGGCGCAGUUGACGAAAACCAAAUAGAAGCUAUCCGUAAAGAGGACGAGAAAAGAGAGCGCGAGAAAUAUGAGCAGCAGAAGAAACAGGAACGUCAAUAUGCAGAAGCUCGAGCCGAAGGAAGGGCUGGUGAUGGAAAGGAUCGUCCACGAAGUGAGGAAGCCAGUGGACGUCGUUAUGGAAAGGAUUAUUCUGGAGAAAUGGGCGGGAAGAAAAGUGUUCACUACCCAUGUAUCUGGCUACUCUCCCUCAUAUCUACCCCCCUCCCCCCACCAAAUUCCAAUACUUUUACCCACAAUCCCGAACACGAUAGCCGUAGAGCCUACCCUCCCCAAACCCAGAAGCGAAUCCAGCGCCCUUACUCGCCACUUCCAAGACCCCCUAUAGGACCAAUCCCAAUCUCACGUGCACCUUCACCAAUACCUCCAAGAUCACCUCCUCGCGCCCAAACAUAUCCAUCUGUUAAUCUGUACGCUUAUGACAAUAGCACCCCUCGCCGUUCAGAAGGCGGAAAAUCACAAAGAAACCCCGAACAGGAAAAUCAGGAAAGAUCUGCCAGAAGGAAAGUUCAAGAUGAAGAGACAAAGAGAGAUGAAGAGCGGAAGAAGAAGGCAGAUAAACUAUGGAGAAAAGAGGAGGCAAAGAAUGAACGUGAAUGCAGCUCCGAGAAUUUUUUUUUUGAUUAUCAAAGACGAAUGGAGCGAGAUCGUCAUCGCCCGGUUGAUGGACCAGAGGUCAGACCUAGUGGUGUUGUUGAUAGAGGCUUUCAUAUGGAUGGGGAGCAAGAGGAUUUAGGAAAGAGAGUCAGCUGGAAGGGACACACUUUUCGAGGAGAGCUGCGUGACUUCGCUCCUCAAGCGUUAGAGACCACUAAAAAUUCCUAUCAUUCUCCUUCAUAUAAGCAGCAUACAACCCAAUACGUCACCCCAGCGCCGCAGAGUGACGCAAUUUCCCAAUGGUCUGACACAAAUUCCAUCACGAACUUGCUGAUUCACGAAGACACAGAGAGGGAUCGCCGACAUUGUGACAAAUGGAAGCAAUGGGCCCGUGAACAGGACGAAGAAGACAGAUUAGCAUCUGCAGUCGAGAAUGCUCGUAGAGAGGAGCAUAGAUAUAGACUCCAGGUACUGGAUAGACAGACACGGGAAUAUGGGAAACUCAAAAUGGAGACUGAUAGGGAUUGGAGGGUUUAUUUACAGAAAUUGGAAGCUGAUGAGCAGUGGGAAGCUGAUAGACAAAGAAAGGAAGCUGACAGACGGGAGGGAUUACGCAUAAACCCCCUAAGGUAUAAUCACCCAAGAAAGGAGCAUACCACUAGAUACGCGUUAGGAACAUCAGGUCGACGACUUUCCUACACGCCUUUGUCGGAUGAAGCCCUCGUCGGUAUUGCAAAGGAAAGCGAGAAGAGGAGUAAGCGCAGAUAA